Solanum lycopersicum (tomato) is the source of this 2586-nucleotide messenger RNA. It is a transcript of the gene tm-2, whose product is annotated as Tm-2 ToMV resistant protein. The record is from RefSeq and is marked provisional. Gene Ontology annotation, biological process: defense response to other organism. Gene Ontology annotation, molecular function: ATP hydrolysis activity; ADP binding. NCBI's taxonomy places the organism in Eukaryota, Viridiplantae, Streptophyta, Magnoliopsida, Solanales, Solanaceae.
AUGGCUGAAAUUCUUCUUACAUCAGUAAUCAAUAAAUCUGUAGAAAUAGCUGGAAAUUUACUGAUUCAAGAAGGAAAGCGUUUAUAUUGGUUGAAAGAGGAUAUCGAUUGGCUCCAGAGAGAAAUGAGACACAUUCGAUCUUAUGUUGACAACGCAAAGGCCAAGGAAGCUGGAGGUGAUUCAAGGGUCAAAAACUUAUUGAAAGAUAUUCAAGAAUUGGCAGGUGAUGUGGAGGAUCUCUUAGAUGACUUCCUUCCAAAAAUUCAACGAUCCAAUAAGUUCAAUUAUUGCCUUAAGACGAGUUCUUUUGCGGAUGAGUUUGCUAUGGAGAUUGAGAAGAUAAAGAGAAGGGUUGUUGACAUUGACCGAAUAAGGAAAACUUACAACAUCAUAGAUACAGAUAACAAUAAUGAUGAUUGUGUUUUGCUGGAUCGGAGAAGAUUAUUCCUACAUGCUGAUGAAACAGAGAUCAUCGGUUUGGAUGAUGACUUCAAUAUGCUACAAGCCAAAUUACUCAAUCAAGAUUUGCAUUAUGGAGUUGUUUCCAUAGUUGGCAUGCCCGGUCUGGGGAAAACAACUCUUGCCAAGAAACUUUAUAGGCUCAUUCGUGAUCAAUUUGAGUGUUCUGGACUGGUCUACGUUUCACAACAGCCAAGAGCGGGUGAAAUCUUACUUGACAUUGCCAAACAAAUUGGACUGACGGAACAGAAAAUUAAGGAAAAUUUGGAGGACAACCUGCGAUCACUCUUGAAAAUAAAAAGGUAUGUUAUCCUCCUAGAUGACAUUUGGGAUGUUGAAAUUUGGGAUGAUCUGAAACUUGUCCUUCCUGAAUGUGACUCAAAAGUCGGCAGUAGAAUGAUAAUCACGUCUCGAAAUAGUAAUGUAGGCAGAUACAUAGGAGGGGAAUCCUCCCUCCAUGCAUUGCAACCCCUAGAAUCCGAGAAAAGCUUUGAACUCUUUACCAAGAAAAUCUUUAAUUUUGAUGAUAAUAAUAGUUGGGCCAAUGCUUCACCUGACUUGGUGAAUAUUGGUAGAAAUAUAGCUGGGAGAUGUGGAGGUAUACCGCUAGCCAUAGUGGUGACUGCAGGCAUGUUAAGGGCAAGAGAAAGAACAGAACAUGCGUGGAACAGAGUACUUGAGAGUAUGGGCCAUAAAGUUCAAGAUGGAUGUGCUAAGGUAUUGGCUCUCAGUUACAAUGAUUUACCGAUUGCCUCAAGGCCAUGUUUCUUGUACUUUAGCCUUUACCCCGAGGACCAUGAAAUUCGUGCUUUUGAUUUGAUAAAUAUGUGGAUUGCUGAGAAGUUUAUUGUAGUAAAUAGUGGUAAUAGGCGAGAGGCUGAGGAUUUGGCGGAGGACGUCCUAAAUGAUUUGGUUUCUAGAAACUUGAUUCAACUUGCCAAAAGGACAUAUAAUGGAAGAAUUUCAAGUUGUCGCAUACAUGACUUGUUACAUAGUUUGUGUGUGGACUUGGCUAAGGAAAGUAACUUCUUUCACACCGCGCAUGAUGUAUUUGGUGAUCCCGGCAAUGUCGCUAGGCUUCGAAGGAUUACAUUCUACUCUGACAAUGUCAUGAUUGAGUUCUUCGGUUCUAAUCCUAAGCUUGAGAAGCUUCGUGUACUUUUCUGUUUCACAAAAGACCCUUCCAUAUUUUCUCAUAUGGCUUGUUUUGACUUCAAAUUGUUGCACACAUUGGUUGUAGUCAUGUCUCAAAGUUUUCAAGCAUAUGUCACUAUCCCAAGCAAAUUUGGGAACAUGACUUGCUUACGCUAUCUGAAAUUGGAGGGGAAUAUUUGUGGAAAACUGCCAAAUAGUAUUGUCAAGCUCACACGUCUAGAGACCAUAGACAUUGAUCGACGUAGCCUCAUUCAACUUCCUUCUGGUGUUUGGGAGUCUAAACAUUUGAGACAUCUUUGUUAUAGAGAUUAUGGACAAGCAUGUAACAGUUGCUUUUCUAUAAGCUCAUUUUACCCAAACAUUUACUCAUUGCAUCCUAACAAUCUACAAACCUUGAUGUGGAUACCUGAUAAAUUUUUUGAACCGAGGUUGUUGCACCGAUUGAUCAAUUUAAGAAAACUGGGUAUACUGGGAGUGUCCAAUUCAACCGUUAAGAUAUUAUCAACAUGUCGCCCUGUGCCAAAGGCGCUAAAGGUUCUGAAGCUCAGGUUUUUCAGUGAUCCGAGUGAGCAAAUAAACUUGUCAUCCUAUCCAAAAAUUGUUAAGUUGCAUUUGAAUGUUGACAGAACAAUAGCCUUGAACUCUGAAGCAUUCCCUCCAAAUAUUAUCAAGCUUACUCUUGUCUGCUUUAUGGUAGACAGUUGUCUACUGGCAGUGCUUAAGACAUUACCCAAAUUAAGAAAACUUAAAAUGGUCAUCUGCAAGUAUAAUGAAGAAAAGAUGGCUCUCUCGGGCGAGGCAAAUGGUUAUAGCUUUCCGCAACUUGAAGUUUUGCAUAUUCAUAGCCCGAAUGGGUUGUCUGAAGUAACAUGCACGGAUGAUGUCAGUAUGCCCAAAUUGAAAAAGCUGUUACUUACAGGAUUCCAUUGCGGAAUCAGUUUAUCGGAACGGCUUAAAAAGCUGAGUAAAUGA